AUGAGGAACCCAUUAAUCGACUCACAAAAAUUUAUCCACACCCCCCGUAUAGCAGAUUAUCGUUGUCCUUUACUUCUCUACGCAGAUGAUGCGGUACUACUCUCUUACUCCAGAGUGGGUUUAAGGAGGGCACUAAAGAUUUUUGCAUCAUAUUGCCAUUCUAAUCAUCUGUCUAUCAACCACACCAAGUCCAAAGUACUGAUAUUUUCAAGGAGUCGAAAAUUAUAUUCAUGGAAAUUGGAGGGCACGAAAAUUGAACAAGUACAUAAAUUUAAAUAUUUAGGAAUUUAUUUUCAAUAUAAUCUAGGGUGGAAAGAGCACGUUGAAUAUCUUCAAAACAAGACAAAAGCCCUAUCACACUCCCUCCUCCGUUUUUUCUACUCUGAGGGGGCCUUAUUCAUUCCUGCGGCCUUGAAAGUGUAUAGCAUCAAAGUGAUGGCCACAAUGGCCUAUGCUGCACCUUUAUGGGCUGCCUUUGCAAACCUUUCACCUUUAGAGUCGCUUCAAAGCCAAUUCUUACGCCGACUUUUAAAACUACCAACAUGC
Messenger RNA from Podarcis lilfordi (Lilford's wall lizard), 546 nucleotides. The record is from the annotation of a GenBank genome assembly. NCBI's taxonomy places the organism in Eukaryota, Metazoa, Chordata, Lepidosauria, Squamata, Lacertidae.